Molecule: messenger RNA, 1872 nt
Organism: Triplophysa rosa
Lineage: Eukaryota; Metazoa; Chordata; Actinopteri; Cypriniformes; Nemacheilidae
Gene: spred3
Product: sprouty related EVH1 domain containing 3
Exons: 6
Coding region: 316-1860 (514 amino acids)
Biological process (GO): multicellular organism development; negative regulation of MAPK cascade
Cellular component (GO): membrane
Molecular function (GO): protein kinase binding
Source: RefSeq, a predicted model, not a curated record
GAAGAGAGAGGGCGAGAGCGAGGGAGGGAGGGAGCGAGAGAGGGAGGAUGAUGAUGCUGCCGGUUGAAAAUGGCUGCUGCAUCCUCGAGCCCAUCCGAAACCGUAUGAAGGUGGACGGAGAAAGAUAAGAAAAUGAGAAUAGCGAGCGCAAGGAGCGAAAGAGAGACUGCGUGCGUGCGUAUGUGAGCGUGUGCGAGCGUGUGUGUAUGAGUGUGAGAACGCGCGCGCGCGCGUGUGUGUGUUCUGUAAGAAGGAUAAUAAAAAAGACGAGAGACCGGGGGGCAGCCAGCUCGAAGCGGCGGGCAACACCGAGCCAUGGAGGGCGAUGUGCGUGUCCGAGCUGUGGUGAUGACACGUGACGAUUCCAGCGGUGGCUGGGUGCCCCUUGGAGGGGGCGGUCUCAGUCACGUGAUCAUUUGUAAGGGGCGGAGCUCCGAAGGUCGUGGGCGGAGAGAGUACGUCAUACGCGGAGAACGGCUACGCGAUCGAGCACCCGUGCUGGAAUGUUCCAUUCAAAAGGGUCUGGUCUACAACAAGGUGAACCCCAUCUUCCAUCACUGGCGCGUGGAGGAGAGGAAGUUUGGCCUGACCUUCCAGAGUCCAGCUGAUGCCAUCUCCUUCGAGAGGGGGCUUCAAAGUGUCCUCGAGAAGCUGGACAGAGGAACUGACUCGCCAUCCUCCUCGACACCUGAAGAGGGCGACACUGAGGAUGACGGUCAAGCAUCUCAUACAGGAAGUGAGUCGUCAUCCAACAGCAGAAAAGAGAUGCUGCCUAAACCCAUCACCAUCGUGACCAGUGAGUCGUCCUCCACCUGUUUUGUGCGAUCCACAGAGGAGUUUGCGUACGGAGCAGCACAUGCCGUCACUACGCAGACUCCAGACCAGAUCCAUACCCGACCAACCCAGCACCAACUCACCCAAGUUACAGCCGUGUUGAACCCCCCAGCACCUCCUCCGCCACCGCCGGCUCCCCCGACUCCCCCCAUAGUUCCCCCCGCCGCCUCUCCCCUCUCGCCACUCUCACCCACCAUCUCCCUGCUGGAGGAAGGAGACCUCCGCAGCCUCGACCCCUGCAAAGACCUGUGGGGAACACGUGGCUACGAGGACUACCGACGCGCUGGUGCUACACGGACCAAGGUGGGCGGGCUGACAGGGGGCGUGGUCGUGGGAGGCGGCCAGGAUAAGGGGGAGCUCUGCGUGGUCCGCUUUGAGAAAGAACUGGCCGGCGUGGGCACCACAGGCUGCGAGGUCACCGUCAUGCUGGACACCAAAGGCUCUCAGCUUCACUCCUCGCCCACCUGCAUGCCCAACGCCGUGCCAGGGGUGCCAUCCGCCGACGGCUCCCCGCAGGAGACGGGCAAGGGCUCGCCUUCGCCGUGCUGCAUCCACACCUCCCUCGCCACACCCCGAUCUCGGACUCGCAAGCGAGGGGGCGGCGGGGGAGGAGGGGAAGCCAUCUCACCCGACGACGACAGCUCGUGCCCGCAGGGCUCCUCGUCCUGCUCGUCGCGCUGCGUGUACUGCCGUUCUGUUUUCAGCGCCUCCGAGAACGGACGGGGCCGCUGCCGGGACGCUCCAGACCCGGCGCUACACUGCCUGCGCCAGUGGACGUGUGUGUGGUGCGCAGAGAGUCUGCUCUACCAUUGCAUGUCGGACUCCGAGGGCGAGUUCUGGGAGCCGUGCUCGUGCGAGGACUCGAUGGGCGGCUGGCCGCACCCGCUGUGCUGCGCUCGCUGGAUGGCGCUGCUGGCGCUGUCUCUUUUCGUGCCCUGCAUGUGCUGCUACCUGCCCCUGCGCGCAUGCCUGCGCUGUGGGGAGAGAUGCGGCUGCUGCGGAGGAAAGCACAAGGCCGUGCGAUGAGGCCUGACAGGG